Molecule: messenger RNA, 1813 nt
Organism: Arabidopsis lyrata subsp. lyrata
Lineage: Eukaryota; Viridiplantae; Streptophyta; Magnoliopsida; Brassicales; Brassicaceae
Product: putative FBD-associated F-box protein At5g56390
Exons: 3
Coding region: 307-1599 (430 amino acids)
Molecular function (GO): protein binding
Source: RefSeq, a predicted model, not a curated record
AUAUUUUAUUAGGGUUAAUAUAGUAAUUAAAAUAUACUAGCUAAAAAAAUGUCUUAUUUAGCUAAACCUCCCUAUUUCUAUUUAUCAUUAUUUUAUGAAUUAAAGGAGAGGUUCUCGGUUAGUUUGGAUUUUGUUUUAUCUUUUAUUUUUUUUUUUUUUUUUCUAUAUAUACCUCGCUAGGUUUUUGCUUUUACUCGUCCUUGCUUAUGACUAUUUGUUUGAUUCCUGAGAAUCUCAUAUCCCUUGUUCGUCUUUUUUGAUGUUUUCAGGAUUUUAGAUUUCUCCGGAUGCAAAAAUCUCUUAAUUAUGGACAGGAUAAGUCAGUUGCAUGAUGAGCUUCUUUUGGGAAUAUUGUCUUUACUGCCUAAUGCUAAAGAUGUUGUGGCCACAAUGGUUUUGUCAAAACGGUGGCGAUUUCUUUGGAUGAUGGUUCCAAGGCUUGUAUACGAUGGUAGCUAUCAGGAUAUUGAUCAUGGAAAAUUUUUGACCUUUGUAGACAGGUCUUUGUCACUGCACAAGGCUCCGGUUAUAGAAACUUUGCAAUUUAAACUUGGUAAAACCUGUGGUAGUGGAGAUACUCUGCAUCAAGCUUCAGAAAAAUGUUGCGUGCGUAAACUGAUUAUCGAGAUUGAUACUUCUUCUAGUAGUAAGACUCCAGUCACACUUCCUAGUAGCUUGUAUAGUGGGGGAUGUACAAGGUUUGUGACCUUGAAACUAAGUAACGCGAUCCUCAUGGAUGUUUCUUCCCCAAUUUCUUUCCCAUCCCUCAAAAACUUGAGUCUUAUAUCCAUGAUAUACCAAGGUGGUGAUGAAUUUGUCAAAAGGCUUUUAUCAAGUUGUCCUGUUCUUGAAGACUUGGUAGUGGAGCAAUGUCCAGAUGACAGUGUUGCCAUUUUCACCGUUAGAGUACCUUCUCUUAAGAGUUUAGUCUUGCACAAAAGAAGGAACAUAGUUAAAAACAAAGCUCAUGGGUUUGUGAUAGAUGCUCCUUCUUUGAAGUGCUUGGAGAUUCUUGAUUAUUCGUAUGGGAUUCAUAUAGUUGAGAAUAAUAUGUGUAAAAUUGCCACCGCAAGUGUCGACAUUUAUUCUCCCCAAACUACGGAGCUUUUGGGCUCUCUAACUUCAGUCAAGCGUCUUUUUCUCUGCUUACCAACCUCAGAGGAUGCGUAUCCUGUUGGUAAUAUAUUCUGCUCUCUUGUACAUUUAACUGUAUGCAUAUGUCAGACAGAAUGGUUGAAUGUACUCAUACGUGUGCUCAGAGACUCCCCAAAUUUAAAAACUCUCAUAAUUCAAGAGAACCAUCACAUUCGGGCUGGUGAGCCGCGCCCGUGCUGGAAUAAAACGAGGUUGGUGCCUGAAUACCUAUUACCUAGUCUUGAAACCUUUGAAUGGGUAUAUUAUGAAGGAACAGAAACAGAUAAAGAAGUAGUAGCAUUCAUCUUAAGAAUUGCAAGUUCUUUAAAGCAGGCCACUAUUAAGUCCUCUAAAUCCAUUGACCACGACAAGAAACUUGAGAUGCUCAAGGAUUUUCCGGUAUCAUCCAGGCGUUCACCAGCCUGUCUCAUUGCAUUCUUCUGGAAUCUUAGAUCGGAAUUUUAGAUAAGAAAUUAGAACACUUGUUAUGUUUAUCUCCUUUUUUAUAUUUGGCUCAUUGAAAAUUUUUAACUCUACGUGCUGGAAGAAGAAAACCUAAAGAUAUAUCUUCUUCUUGUUACUCUUUUAUCUCUUUCGGAUUGGGAAGAGGUUCUUGGAUCUCUUAUCUUCCUCAGACUGUCAGACAGGUUUUGCUCUGUUGGUGACUAACACACCUCUG